AUGCAAAAUGGCAGUAGUUCCGAAAGCGAUGAAGAACCGGCCUUCAGGGAGACCCAGGCCCCCUUCAGAAACCCACAUAUUCCCUUCACUGGGAGGAUCGUAGGGGGUCUCCGGGAAGGACACAUGGUCACCGUCACAGGGCAUGUUCUUUCCACAGAUGAAAACAGGUUUGAAGUGAACUUUCAUAUUGGCAUCAGAGACACGUACAACAUUGCCUUCCACUUCAGCCCUCGGUUUGAAGGAAGUGGGUAUGUGGUCUGCAACACGAAGCAGCUAGGAAACUGGGGGCUGGAGGAGAUGAAGAUGCAGAUGCCCUUCCAGAGGGGGAGUGAAUUUGAGAUCUGCUUCAAGGUAGACAGGUCCGCGUUCAAGGUGAUGGUGAACGGGAGCCUCUUCCUUUUUUAUGUACACUGUGUGCCCUGGCAUGAAGUAAACGCCAUCACCAUCAAGGGCUGCGUGGAAGUGUCCGACAUCUACUUCCAGGCAGCCUACCUGAACGUCAUCUACUGCUCUCUGUCCUCACUCUGA
Budorcas taxicolor (takin) is the source of this 528-nucleotide messenger RNA. RefSeq names its product galectin-9-like. The record is from RefSeq and is a predicted model, not a curated record. NCBI's taxonomy places the organism in Eukaryota, Metazoa, Chordata, Mammalia, Artiodactyla, Bovidae. Gene Ontology annotation, molecular function: carbohydrate binding. The coding region runs from base 1 to 528 and encodes 175 amino acids. The transcript has 5 exons.